AGAUGUAAGCUGAUGUCAUGUGGGCUGGAAUCGAGUGUAGCAUUCAGAAUGAUUGCUGUUUUUGCACUUCGUAGAACAUGCUGCCGUUUCUGAGCCGUCUUGCAAACAAAACACUGCUAGGUCAAAACAGAAAACGAUAGCGGCGCUACUGCCAUCGUAUCAACUUGUUUCAAGAUGCUCGUGCUUUCCGCACUCAACAGCCCCGGCCUAACCCAGGCUAUCUACGCCGGAAAUGCCCUGUGGUUUACGAGCGCCUUUGUGCACUUUGGCUUCCGCCAGCCCUUCAUGAUGCGCAAGCUCUCGCGGCGCCGGCAUGCCAGCGGCACGGCCGUCGCGGCCUCACCGGCGGGCGACGCGUGGCACCACGACAUCAUGGCCUACCUCGGCGGCAUGAACACGUCGCUGGCCCUGCUGGCCCUGCUGCGGCUGUACGCGGUCGCGCGCCCGUCGCCGUCGCGGGACAUGGUGGGGGAUGCGUCGUCGUCAUCGUCGUCGUCCUUGUCCCCCGACGUCACAGCGCUGGCCGUGCUCGGGCUCGCAAACUUCUCCCAGGCCGCCCUCAACUUCACAAUCGGCGCCCGGUCCGAUCGCUGGAUCAUGGGCAAGGGACUGGACCGCAUCACGGUGCUGGACGUAGUGUUUACCGUGCUGGACUGGACGGCGGCGCUGGCGAGGGUUGUUGCGUGAGCGGCGUGUGAGCGCACGCGUGGGGACUUUUUGUUACUUUCUCCAAGUGUUUUCUUUUUGUUUGAGCUGCCUGGCGCCUACAGGUAGGUGCCUAUCUCGUAGGUAGCUAGAAUCGUGUCCACCUGAUUUUAUCAUAUACAAAUCUCAUUACACUAUCCGUAGGCGACUACCUCAAUACCUGGCAGAACCAUAUCGUCUCGA
This is a messenger RNA of Gaeumannomyces tritici R3-111a-1, 888 nucleotides long. RefSeq lists its product as hypothetical. The transcript is spliced from 3 exons. The coding region runs from base 175 to 687 and encodes 170 amino acids. Lineage: Eukaryota; Fungi; Ascomycota; Sordariomycetes; Magnaporthales; Magnaporthaceae. The record is from RefSeq and is a predicted model, not a curated record.